CCUAGCAAGCCCUACAGCCCGGCCAGAACCAAGAUGCAUCAGCAACAGUUGAUCCUCCCUUGGAUAACCCUGAUUUUGCUGGCAACACCCCUCAUGGCUAUCUGGGAACUGGAAAAAGAUGUUUAUGUGGUAGAGCUGGAUUGGCACCCUGAUGCCCCGGGAGAAAUGGUGGUUCUUACCUGCGAUACCGAUGAAGAAGAUGGCAUCACCUGGACCUCAGACCAGGACAGUGAAGUCUUAGGCUCUGGCAAGACCUUGACCAUCCAAGUCAAAGAGUUUGGAGAUGCUGGCCAGUACACCUGUCACAAAGGAGGUGACGUUCUCAGCCGGUCGCUCCUGUUGCUUCACAAAAAAGAAGACGGGGUUUGGUCCUCUGAUAUAUUAAAAGGUCAGAAAGAAUCCCCAAAUAAGACCUUUCUAAAAUGUGAGGCAAACAAUUAUUCCGGACAUUUCACCUGCUGGUGGCUGACAGCAAUCAGUAGAGACUUGAGAUUCAGUGUAAAGAGCAGCAAAGGCUCUACUGACCCCCGAGGGGUGACAUGUGGCCCAGCGACACUCUCAGGCGAGAGGGUCAGAGUAGGCCACAGGGAGUACAACAAGUACACAGUAAUGUGCCAAGAGGGCAGUGCCUGUCCAGCUGCUGAGGAGAGACUGCCCAUAGAAGUCGUGGUGGAUGCUGUCCACAAGCUCAAGUAUGAAAACUACACCAGCAGCUUCUUCAUCAGGGACAUCAUCAAGCCAGACCCACCCAAGAACCUGAAGCUGAAUCCUUUAAAGAACUCGAGGCAUGUGGAGGUCAACUGGGAGUACCCUGACACCUGGAGCACCCCGCAUUCCUACUUCUCCCUGACAUUUUCUGUUCAGGUCCUGGAGAACAAGAAAGAAAAGGAAAAUAUCAUCACGGACACAACCUCCGCCAAGGUCAAGUGCUACAAGGAUGCCAAGGUCCACGUGCAAGCGCGGGACCGCUACUACAGCUCCUCAUGGAGCGAAUGGGCAUCUGUGUCCUGCAGUUAGGUUCUCAUCCAGGAUGAAACCUUGGAGGAAGAGAUGAUGCAAACAUCAGGAAAUAGACCCAAGAAGAUAUUUUCUAACUGAUUUGCUUUAUUAUUUUUUUUAAAAUGAUGCUGUCUUUGCUAUAUUUUUAUAUUUAAAUGUUAAGUGCCCACUGGAACAAUCAACUAAUUUAU
Talpa occidentalis (Iberian mole) is the source of this 1190-nucleotide messenger RNA. RefSeq names its product interleukin 12B (gene IL12B). Bases 34 to 1017 code for a protein of 327 amino acids. The transcript has 8 exons. Gene Ontology annotation, cellular component: external side of plasma membrane; membrane. The record is from RefSeq and is a predicted model, not a curated record. Gene Ontology annotation, biological process: cytokine-mediated signaling pathway; immunoglobulin mediated immune response. Lineage: Eukaryota; Metazoa; Chordata; Mammalia; Eulipotyphla; Talpidae. Gene Ontology annotation, molecular function: cytokine receptor activity; protein binding.